This is a messenger RNA of Cercospora beticola, 1323 nucleotides long. RefSeq lists its product as uncharacterized. The record is from RefSeq and is a predicted model, not a curated record. NCBI's taxonomy places the organism in Eukaryota, Fungi, Ascomycota, Dothideomycetes, Mycosphaerellales, Mycosphaerellaceae.
AUGUCUUCGACUCGAGGAUCCUCCACCACCCGAGGCCGUGGCGGUCGCGCGGCACGUAGCGGUCGUGGCAAGCCAGGUGGUGCUCGUGGCACCUUCUUCGAGAAGCUGGACUGUGGCGAGCACUGCAUUGAGCGCUACACGAACUCGCGUGGCACGGUCAAGGAUCGCUAUGAGAUCUACCGGCGUCAGCUGAAGAAGGACGAGAAGAGAGGCGAGUGUAUCUGUGACUACUACUCCUUCUCGACACUCAACUACGAGCGCACAUCGCUUGGUGAAGAGUACAAGAACCUACCAAAGAACAAGGUCUUCCCGUUCUUCCGCCUCCCCGCAGAAAUCCGCAACAAGAUCUACGAGCACCUCUUCAUCCUCGACCAACCGAUCGAACUCUGCCCAGACCCGUUCUUCUACUCGUAUAGAGUUCACAAGCACCUGGAGGCCCAGCGCUCGGCACAUUACUAUGCCCACGACUACCAAUCCAAGUUCUUCAAUGAGAAUGUUGGAUCAAUUGGGCCUCUCAUGCGCCUAAACAAGCAGUUCCACAAGGAGGUAUCGCCGAUCUUCUACGGUCAGAAUGUCUUUGCUUUCUCCAAUGUGGCUGGAUGGGUCUGCUUGGACUUCUUCAUGUACAAGAUUGGCCUGGAGAAGUGCGCCAUGAUCCGUAAGCUGAUCGUCUGCCACCCGGAUGCUACUCAAACUCCCGGCACCCUGAGAAGCGCAGAAGAGUACCGCCAGGCGAGCAUCGGUUUCACUCCAAUGGACAUGGUCCCUAUUGAAGACCCAGGUUUCGUCUACGCAGAGCGCUGGUUUUACGACUACGUCGUCGGCAAGGACCCCACUUUGAUUUUGAACAAACUGGGCAAGCUCGAGAAGUUCGGCGUCACGUUCCCAAUGGAGACCCACAUUCCCUACCGAGAUUAUCCUACCACUCUGCCCAUCGACCCGACUAAGUUCCACAACCUCGAAGUCACCCUAUUUCGCCUCACUAGACAGUUCACCUCCAAUACCCGCAUGGGCGCCUACUCCUGGCAAGUCUCGAGCAUCGACGUCGAGACCGUCGCGGCAGAGAUGAGUGCCAACGCCAACGACUAUCCAGUCCAGGCAAUCACGGCCAAAGUGCACGACCAAGGUCGCUAUGCCACGGGCUUCAUCGAGAACCUGGAUGUGGAGGACGAGCUGGCCGAGAUCGAAGCCGAAGAGCUGGGCAUUGUGAGCAAGAGAGAAGCCGAGUCCGCGCUUGAGAGUGCUUGCAACACUCCGUUGCCGGGGGACAGCAAGCCCAGGUCCAGGUAUUCGCGUCGCGGAGGUAGAGGAAUGAUGAGGUAA